Messenger RNA from Trifolium pratense (red clover), 996 nucleotides. RefSeq names its product elongation factor 1-beta. The transcript has 6 exons. Gene Ontology annotation, biological process: translational elongation. Gene Ontology annotation, molecular function: translation elongation factor activity; guanyl-nucleotide exchange factor activity. NCBI's taxonomy places the organism in Eukaryota, Viridiplantae, Streptophyta, Magnoliopsida, Fabales, Fabaceae. The record is from RefSeq and is a predicted model, not a curated record. Bases 132 to 806 code for a protein of 224 amino acids. Gene Ontology annotation, cellular component: eukaryotic translation elongation factor 1 complex; cytosol.
GAUUUAGGGUUUGAGAUUAUGCAUAGUAUAAAUACCAAUUAUUGAAGGUUAAACCUUUCUCCAUCUCCGCUCAACACUUCAUACACUCUUCUCUUCACUCUUCGUCACCGAUUCCUCAGAAAUUCAUUCCAAUGGCUGUUACCUUCUCAGAUCUACACACAGAGGAAGGUCUCAAAUCCCUCAAUGAAUUCCUCUCUGGAAAAACCUAUAUUUCUGGGGAUCAAUUGACAAAGGAUGAUAUCAAAGUGUAUGGAGCUGUUACUGAAAAGCCAAGUGGUUCUUUUCCUAAUGCUGCUACUUGGUAUGAUGCUGUUUCUUCAAAGCUUGCUGCAAGUUUCCCUGGAAAAGCUCAAGGUGUGAAAUUCACUGGAAGUGCUGCUUCAGCUGCUGCAGCACCUGCUCAAGCGGCUGCACCAGCUGCUGAAGAAGAUGAUGAUGAUCUUGACCUCUUUGGUGAUGAAACAGAAGAGGAUAAGAAGGCAGCAGAGGAAAGAGAGGCUUCUAAGAAGCCCGCCAAGAAGAAAGAAAGUGGUAAAUCUUCCAUUCUGCUCGAUGUUAAGCCUUGGGAUGACGAGACUGACAUGAAGAAGCUCGAAGAGGCUGUUCGCAGUGUUGAGAUUGAAGGUUUAACCUGGGGAGCAUCUAAGUUGGUUGCUGUCGGAUACGGAAUCAAGAAGUUGCAGAUCAUGUUGACCAUUAUCGACGAUCUUGUAUCUGUGGACGACCUCAUUGAAGAAAAACUCACCGUUGAGCCAAUUAACGAGUAUGUCCAGAGUUGCGACAUUGUUGCAUUCAACAAAAUUUAAAUGGCCAUUUUGAAGCGGCUAAUCAGACUGUUAUUUUCUAUUUUGUGAUAGUUUUCCUCCCCUCCCCCUCUACUCUUUUUGUUUUGUCUUUCAUGUUUCGGUGGUGGUUUUGUUACAAGAAUUGUAUGGAGUGAGUGAAAGAGAUAAGAGAUAUUUUAUGGCAAUUUAAUGUUAUUCAUGUCAAACACCA